AUGUUGGCGUCUGUGUUUGGAAGAAAGUUUGAAGAGGUACUUGAGUGGGCACAAGAGCAAGAAGACGAAGUCAAAGACACAGAUGUAGACCUGCAGUUUGGUAACAGCCCAGCCCCCGCUAGCCCCGGUGGCACAGUAACAGCAGCCGCAGACACCGUAGAAGACAUCCCGGAAAAGGGUGACCAAGUAUGGCGGCUACUCCAGCACCUGUGCACGGGAGAAUCCGAGGGCAUAGUGGUGAACUCUGGUGGUGGUUUUGAGGCCUGGAGACGCCUGCACCGGCGGUUCGACCCGCUGUCGGCAGGCCGCAAGAGGAACCUCUUGAGGGCCAUUCUGUCACCAGUGAGAGUCAAGGGUUGGGAGCAUGUUAGACAAGCUAUAGACCAACUAGACGACCUGAUAAGAAGAUACGAAGCCCGAAAGAAUGAUGCAGGCGUGAGAGAAAAGUUGAGUGACGACUUGAAGAGUACAGCCCUAGAGUUGCUAGUUCCUACAGACUUAGAGCAGCAUCUUAUCCUCAACAAGGCUAGGUUAAACACCUACGAAGAUAUGAAGGGGGAGAUACAGCAGUUGGUUGAGGUUAAGACGAAAGGGACGGUAGAACAACCGGGGAAAAUCCCAGCGUCAUCGUCCCAAGGACCAGCGCCAAUGGAGGUUGAUGCCUUAACCCAAGCCAUAAGCUCCCUCAUGAAGGGGAAGGGGAAAGGUAAAGACCCUAAAGGUAAAGGUAAAGGUAAGGGUGGCAAAGAUGGCUCAAACAGAAAGGCUCAAGCCAAGAAUGGCUCUGUACAGAAGUUCCAAGGCAACUGUCACAACUGUGGCAAGCCUGGCCAUAAAGCCGCCGACUGUUGGUCAAAGCUCAAGUUGGGAAACACGGACUCAAAGAACAAGGGCAAGCCCAAGGACAAGGGCAAAGGCAAAGGCAAAGGAAAGCACGCUGGAUCCCUAGAAGAGGGAGAGGCAGAAGAACCAGCUCAGGAAGAUGAGCUGGGUGCAGUUGAACUUUGCGCUGUAGAAACCGCCUCCCAAGGCGGGCGGUGGAUGAAGUUUAACUACGACACAGGGGCGGCCCGGACAGCAAUCCCUCAGGACUGGGAGAGUAAGGGUUCGCCUGCUGAAGGCCCAGAGCUGACCUUCAAGACCGCAAGUGGGGAACUGAUCACCAGCAAAGGUGCAUGCAAAAUCUCCGGCAGAGACGAGAAUGGCCGGAUGAAGGGGAUCACUGGGUCCCUGGCCCCGGUGCACAAACCGCUGGUGUCAGCCUACAAGUGUGCGAAACAAGGCUAUGUGGGUGUGAUCCAAGAGGAUGAAGGGCACCUCAUACCCCGCGCAAGCCCGUUAGGCCGAAAGAUAGAAAAGCUGGUAAAACAUGCGAGCGCCGAGGAAAAGAAGGGUACGAUACCCCUCUACCAGGAGGGAGGUGUCUACAACUUCUACUUGGAAGCAAACGCAGUCGAGGUGGCCGGACCAGAAGCUCCGGCGCAAAGCCCGGAAGGGGAAGAAGAAGGCGAAGUAGAGGUGGCGGCUCCUAAGCAGGUUCGGUCUCCGAUAGAACCGACCGCCGCAGAGAUAGCUGAGCACGAGGUGCUUGGACAUGUCCAAUACAGAGAGUGGUGUCGCCACUGCGUGGCUGCGAGAGGCAUUGGCCAGCAGCACCGCAGCCGGGAGCAACGUGAGCGUCAGAACGACGGACUUCCAACGGUGGCGUGUGACUACUGUUUUAUGGGACAAGACGAUGGCAAGGUGAAACCAAUCCUGGUCAUCAAAGAUUCGAAGACGCAAGCAAUAGCUGCGACUUUUGUGGAAGCCAAGGGAACAGACCCCUACGCCAUCAAGUUUUGGCAGGGCUUUGUCAAGCACCUUGGUUACAAGAAGUUCAUUGCGAAAAGUGAUGGAGAACCAGCCAUAAAGGCUAUGAAGGCGAAGGCCAUAGAUGGCCUGAAGGGGAUUGAAGCAAUAUCCCAAGAGACUCCCGAGGGAGACCACCAGGCCAACGGCCUGGCAGAGGUAGCUGUGAGAGAAGUGAAAAGGCAAGUACGGGUCAUGAAGAGCUCUCUGGAGGAGAAGCUCGGGAUCACGCUAAGUGACGAGGACCCAGUCCUUGCAUGGCUGCCGAGACACGGAGCAGACUUGCUCACGAGGUAUAGGAAGGGAGAAGACGGCAGGACGCCCGAGCAGCGCCGGUCAGGGAAGGCCUGGAGACGGCCAGCCUUAGAGCUGGGUGAAAGGCUUUUCUACCGUGAAGCGGUCGCCGCGGAAUCCAACAAGAAUGAUCUCCACAUGAAGAUGUUGGAGGGCAGGUACAUAGGACACCAUGGCGGGACCGGAGCGUUGCUGGUCAUCACACCCAAUGGUGUGAAGAGGGCGCAAGGAGUGAGACGUUUACCGCCUGAGCAGAGAUGGGACGCUCAGGGAUGGACAAGCCUCAGAGGCUAUCCUUGGGAUGUAGCCCACAGAGCUGGUAGGAGCCACAGGCUCAACGGAGAAGGCCCGCUUCCAGUGCAGGGCCCGGCACCAGUGUUGGCGCCGCCAGUCCAAAGGAGACUGUACAUUCUGAAAGCGGAUGUAGAGCGCCUGGGACCAACCCCAGGCUGCCCCGGGUGUACAUGCGUACUCCUGGGAGAGUCGACGCAGGUCAACCACACAGAGGCCUGCAGAGCCAGAAUGAUGGAGCUUCUAGCUCAAGACGAGAGGGGAAAGGCCAGAAUUGAGGCACACGAGUUGCGCCAGAGACGAAGGCCAGAGCCCCCAGAGAGGGAAGAAGAGCUCCGAGUAGCUGAUGCGGUAGGUGAACCGGAGGCUUCAGGCGUGCCUGAGGCAGGAGGGAGAAAGAAAAAGAGGGGCACGAGUAGCCCGGGGUCACCCGGGACUCUGCCGGAGCUGAGAGUAGACCAACAGAGUUGGAAGAAGACGGCAAAGCCGAUGUCAGCAGAUGAAAGGGCUCGAAGAGCCUACUACGACCUUGACGAACCACCGCCCGCGCAAAGUGAACCGAGCGCGGCAAGUGGAAUCAAAAGAACGGCCGAGGAGCCGCCUGAAAGCUUAGACCCUAGAGCAACAAGCUCAGGAGAUGUAGAAGAACUGGUGUCGCAGCCAGUGGUACAGCAGCAGGCUGAAGAACAGCCGCCGCAAAGCAUGCAAGCGCUGAGUUCUCUCAAACGAGAAACUGCACUGUUAGUGCAAGGCAUGGUUCGGAACAAGUAUAGGGCAGAGCAAGUAGACGUCACCGAACAGGAGGUGAUGGAUAUCGCAUCCUUGUGCACAGCCAUGGGAGCCGUGGAUGUGAUGGAAAUCUACAGCCCAAAACGGUUUACGGAACACGCGCCGCGACUGGGCCUUUUGCCUGGAUAUGCGGUAGACUUGUGUGAGACCAAGCCCAACAGUGAAGAGCAUUGGGACCUGUCUAGAGAAGAAGACAGGAAAGAACUAGAGGAGCUGAUUGAUGCAGAAGAACCCCGGCUGUUGACCGGAGGCCCGCCGUGCGAAGCCUUCUCGAGGCUUCAAGCACUCAACCAGAAGCGGGUGUCACCAGAGGUGAGAAAGAAAAGAAGAGAGCAGGGAGAGCAACACCUGCACUUGAGCAUUAAGAUGUACCGAAAGCAGAUGGAAAAGGGAAGGUACUUCCUACACGAGCAUCCGUGGAGCGCGGACUCAUGGUACGACGAGGAAGUCAAAGCCCUCGCAGAGGAUGAAAGAGUUUACGUGGUAAAAGGCCCCAUGUGUAAAUGGGAGAUGAAGGCCAACGACGUGGCAGGAAACGAAGGAUAUGUGAGAAAGGAAACCGGCUGGAUGACAAACAGUCCAGUGUUGGCCGAAAUCCUUCAGGGAGAGUGCAGCAACAAGCAGGGAGGACUGUGGCAUAGGCAUGUCCGCCUUAUAGGUGGAAUCGCCCGAGGUGCUGCGGUUUACCCGCCAAAGCUGGUAAAUGCUGUACUUAAAGGCUUGAAAGAACAAAUGGUUGAAGAUGGAAGCCUAAGCGCCGUAGAUGCGUAUGCGGCAGGACCAGUACCCGAGGAGCCCAGCAUGCCUGCUGGCAACUGGUACCAAUACUGGGACGACGUGAAUGGAGGGUACCUGGACUCCGAAGGAGUCCUCAAAGCUAGACAGCUGGAGAUGGAGUACAUCCACAAGCAAGGUGUGUGGAAGAGGGUACCUCUGGACCAGUGCAUUCAAGAAACAGGCAAGCAACCAAUCCCACUGAAGUGGGUAGACACGAACAAAGGGGAUCACACGAACCCCAACUUGAGGUCCAGACUGGUCGUGAAAGACAUCAAGGCCAGGAAGGGCCCCGAGGACCAGCUAGACCCAGCGAUGUUGUUUUCGGCUAUGCCCCCGCUAGAAGCGGUGCGCAUUCUUACGUCCAUGCUUAUGAGCAAACAACGCUCGAAGCACGGGAGGCCGUUACGACUUGGGAGCUGGGACAUCUCAAGAGCCCAUUUCUAUGGGACUCCAAAGAGAAACAUUUAUGUGAAGCUCCCAGAGGAAGAGGGAGCAGGAGAAGGAGAGUGUGGACUGCUAUUGAAGUCAAUGUACGGAACGCAAGACGCGCCAGCGAUAUGGCAGGACCACUACACUCAAACUCUGAUUCAAGCAGGAUGGAAGAGAGGAAGAAGCAAUGGUGCAGUCUUCUAUCACCCAGUGCUGGAUGCCCGUGUCUUAGUACACGGAGACGACUUUCUGUGCUUGGGUGACGAAGCAGCGCAGGAAGCACUAGACAAGACACUCCGAGAAGCCUACGAGCUGAAGCGCACAGGAGAGGUAGGAAUCGGAGUUGCAGGAAGCAACCAGAUCACUUUCCUCAAUCGGGUGAUACGGUUGGAGCAACACAGUGGGAGACCCUGCGCCGUGAUUGAAGCAGACUCGCGGCAUGCAGAACUCCUCAUCGAGGAGCUGGGUCUGAACAAUGGUAAGGGCGUAGAGACAGCGGAUGUUAAGAAGUCUGUGGAUCAACAAUUGCUGGAAGCUAAGGCAGCUGCACUUCCACCAGAGAUGGUGAAGCAGUAUAGGUCCUUGGUGAUGCGCGCAGCAUACUUGGCACAAGAUCGUGCAGACAUAGGCCAUGCGGUCAAGACACUGUCAAGAAAGAUGGUAAUGCCGACAGACGCUGACUGGGGCAACCUGAAGCGGUUGGCUCGUUAUCUCAAGCAGUACCCGUAUGCGAAGUUGGUUUAUGAACAACAGCGAGAACCAACCAAGCUCCGUAUCCAAGUAGCUGCGGACCAUGCAGGUGACGCCGUUACGAGACGGAGCACCACGGGUAUGAUCGCGUUCUAUGGCCAGCAUCCCAUAAAGCACUCGUCAAACGUGCAGUCGACGAUUGCCCUAUCGACAGGGGAGUCAGAAUACUACGCCCUAGUGAAGGCAGGUUCGACUGGACUUGGGAUCCAGUCCCUGUUAGAAGAUUGGAGCUGCGAGCUGGAGGUUGUCUUGGAGACGGACUCCAACGCAGCCAAAGGCCAAGGGAGCCGGAUAGGCCUGGGAAAAGCUCGCCACGUACAAACAAGGUACUUGUGGUUGCAAGAACGCGUGGCAGCAGACCACUUGAGGAUCCAUAAAGUGCUUGGGGAGAAGAACUGUUCAGAUAUCCUCACGAAGAGCGUAGGAGGACCAACGCUGAGGAAGCAUCUGAAGACACUCGGUGUUCAACUGAGCUCUGAAAAGAGCCGCGGGCACAAGGAACUCCUCUUGUAA
Molecule: messenger RNA, 5691 nt
Organism: Symbiodinium natans
Lineage: Eukaryota; Dinophyceae; Suessiales; Symbiodiniaceae
Source: the annotation of a GenBank genome assembly